AUGGAAGGAUCUGGGGUGCCGCGGCGGCAGGUUGUGGCGGCGCGAGCCAGCGGCGAGGAGCUGUGGCGGGUGCCGGUCGGCGAGGAGGGCCAGGCGGUGGCGAUCGGAGAUGGGGAGCUGGCGUGGGAGCAAGUCGAUGGCUGGCGAGUGUCGGAGGAGGGGUCUGGAGGGGUGGUGUUUGUUGGCUUUGGCGGCGACGGCGUGGCAGUGGUCAAGGCGAGCGGAUCGGUGGCGGCCGAUGCGGUGGCGGCCAAGAUUGGCGAGAUGGUCGGCCUUAAUGCGCCCGCGACGAGACUCGUGGCGCUGCAUGUCGAUGCCGAGCGAGCUCAGCUGGCGGCAGCGCUCAAGCGGACUGACGCCAACACAAGUGUCGGCAUGCCAUCGUCAAGUGUGGUACGCCUCCUCCGUCACCCGAUGCUGACCCUGGCCGAGUACGUGGUGCCGACGACAUCGGGCGUCGCCGAUGUGCUGCAGAGAAGCCCUGACGCCGUCGCCGACCUUGGCGCCAUACUCAUGUUCGACGUGCUUGUUCGCAACGCCGACCGAAGCCCACUUCUGAUGGAUCACGGCGGAAACGCCGGGAACAUGCUCGUCGGCACUGGAGACCGGCUGGUCGCCAUCGACAACAGCAUGAGCUCACUCGAGCCCGGCACGCCCGAGGCGGUGCUGUAUCUGGAUCGGGUGCGUGCGCUACUUGGUGAGCUUGCUGCUGUCAACGGCGGGGCCGGCCUCGACGUUGCGCCCGAGCUGCGGCGGGUCUUUGUCUGGCUCGACGCGGCGUACGGAGCCAAGUGCGACGGGGCGCUGGUGGCGGGAGUGGCGGCGGCGAUGGAGGCUGCCCGAGAGACGGCGAAGUGCACGCGAUCGUCGACGCCAUGA
This is a messenger RNA of Thecamonas trahens ATCC 50062, 879 nucleotides long. RefSeq lists its product as uncharacterized. The record is from RefSeq and is a predicted model, not a curated record. Bases 1 to 879 code for a protein of 292 amino acids. Lineage: Eukaryota; Apusomonadida; Apusomonadidae. The transcript has 2 exons.